GGGGACAGACACCUCCCAGGGCAUCCCCCAGCUCGUCAGCAACAUCAAUGCCUGCCAGGUGAUCGCAGAGGCCGUGCGCACUACGCUGGGGCCUCGUGGCAUGGACAAGCUCAUCGUGGAUGACAGGGGCAAAGCCACUAUCUCCAAUGAUGGUGCCACCAUUCUGAAGCUCCUCGAUGUGGUCCAUCCGGCUGCGAAGACGUUGGUGGACAUUGCCAAAUCCCAGGAUGCAGAGGUUGGUGAUGGGACCACAUCCGUAACUCUGCUGGCUGCCGAAUUCCUGAAGCAGGUGAAGCCCUACGUGGAGGAAGGGCUCCAUCCCCAGAUCAUCAUCCGUGCGUUCCGCACGGCCACGCAGCUGGCUGUGAACAAGAUCAAAGACAUCGCUGUUUCCGUGAAGAAGGAAGAUAAAGAUGAGCAGAGGAGCCUCCUGGAAAAGUGUGCAGCCACAGCCCUGAGCUCUAAGCUGAUCUCUCAGAGCAAGGAGUUUUUCUCCAAGAUGGUUGUAGAUGCUGUCAUGAUGUUGGAUGACUUGUUACAGCUCAAAAUGAUUGGAAUAAAGAAGGUGCAAGGAGGAGCUUUGGAAGACUCGCAGCUGGUGGCUGGAGUUGCCUUUAAGAAGACGUUCUCAUAUGCUGGGUUUGAAAUGCAGCCCAAGAAGUACCAGUCUCCCAAAAUUGCAUUGUUGAAUGUGGAGCUGGAGCUCAAAGCUGAGAAGGACAAUGCUGAAGUCAGAGUCAACACUGUGGAGGACUACCAGGCCAUUGUGGAUGCUGAGUGGAACAUCCUGUAUGACAAACUAGACAAAAUCCACAAGUCAGGAGCCAAGGUUGUGCUGUCCAAACUUCCCAUCGGUGACGUGGCUACUCAGUACUUCGCUGAUCGAGACAUGUUCUGUGCUGGCCGUGUCCCGGAGGAGGAUCUCAAGCGAACCAUGAUGGCCUGCGGUGGAUCCAUCCAGACCAGUGUCAAUGCCCUGUCAGACGAUGUUCUGGGCCGCUGUGAGCUCUUUGAGGAGACUCAGAUUGGGGGAGAGAGGUACAACUUCUUCACAGGCUGCCCCAAGGCCAAGACUUGCACAAUAAUCCUGAGAGGUGGAGCAGAGCAGUUCAUGGAAGAGACAGAACGGUCCCUGCAUGAUGCUAUCAUGAUAGUCAGGAGAGCAAUCAAGAAUGACUCGGUUGUUGCUGGUGGUGGUGCCAUAGAGAUGGAGCUUUCCAAGUACCUCCGGGACUAUUCCAGGACCAUUCCAGGCAAGCAGCAGCUACUGAUAGGUGCUUAUGCCAAAGCCCUGGAGAUCAUUCCCCGCCAGCUCUGCGACAACGCUGGAUUUGACGCCACCAACAUCCUGAACAAGCUUCGAGCCAAGCACGCACAGGGCGGGAUGUGGUACGGUGUGGAUGUCAACAACGAGGACAUCGCCGACAACUUCGAGGCCUGCGUGUGGGAACCUGCCAUCGUGCGCAUCAACGCGCUGACAGCCGCGUCCGAGGCCGCCUGCCUCAUCGUGUCCGUGGACGAGACCAUCAAGAACCCACGUUCCUCCGUGGAUGCCACUCCCGGCGGCCGGGGCCGGGGCCGGGGCCGCCCCCACAACCACUGAGGCCACAGUCCCCACUGGAAUUGCGCUGGGCUGGCGCUCUCGAAGUGAAAAUUAAUUAAUAUCUAGGUUAAUUAAGGAGCUGAUUACCAGAUGGUCAGUUUGAGGGCUUACAGGCAGCCACUGGCUGUGGUUAAUUAGAGUAAAAUCUUGGCCCUGGCAGCGACAGCCUCCUGCGAGCUGCUCUGCCCCAGCAUUUCCCGC
Molecule: messenger RNA, 1804 nt
Organism: Acanthisitta chloris (rifleman)
Lineage: Eukaryota; Metazoa; Chordata; Aves; Passeriformes; Acanthisittidae
Gene: CCT7
Product: chaperonin containing TCP1, subunit 7 (eta)
Exons: 11
Coding region: 101-1603 (500 amino acids)
Biological process (GO): protein folding
Cellular component (GO): chaperonin-containing T-complex
Molecular function (GO): ATP hydrolysis activity; ATP binding; ATP-dependent protein folding chaperone
Source: RefSeq, a predicted model, not a curated record